UGAAGCUAGAAGUUGCAGCAGUGGAGCAUCUCGCAGCAGCAGCAGCAGUGUUUAGGUGUUUAGUGUUUAGUGUUUACAGGUCAUCAGAGUAACAGAGAGCUGCAGUCUUCCCGCCACAGAUGGAGUCCGCAGACCUGCAGCAGCUGGACGGCAGCGUGAUGGAAGGAGGCGGGCAGAUCCUCAGAGUGUCCGCGGCGCUCAGCUGCAUCACCGGGACCGCCGUUAAAAUCACCAAGAUCCGCGCCGGAAGGAGCACACCGGGACUCAGACCGCAGCACCUGUCUGGUCUCCAGCUGGUCUCAGAUCUGUGCUCAGGGAGUCUUCAGGGAGCAGCGCUGGGAUCGACUGACAUCAGUCUGACUCCUGGAAAGAUUCACAGCGGGAACCACACAGCUGAUACAGAGACCGCCGGUAGUGUGUGUCUCCUCCUGCAGGUCUCUCUCCCCUGCGCUUUGUUCGCUGACGCUUCGUCACAGUUUUGUCUGAAAGGAGGAACGAACGCAGAGAUGGCUCCUCAGAUCGACUACACAAUAAAGGUCUUCAAACCGAUCCUGGAGAAGUUCGGUGUUCACUUUGACUGUGACCUAAAAAUGAGGUGUCUCAUCAUCUUCAUGGCGCUGGCGAAGGGAACGUCUCGGAUUCGGACCGGCCCCGUGACGCUGCACACACAGACGGCGAUCCACAUGGCCGAACAGCUGACUCAGGCAAAGUUCACGAUCACAAAGUGUGAAGACGAGCUGAGCAGCAACGACACCUACGUCAUCGAGUGUGAAGGAUCAGGAGCCUCCAACCCCAACCUGUAGCCACACACACACACACACACACACACA
Scomber japonicus (chub mackerel) is the source of this 830-nucleotide messenger RNA. It is a transcript of the gene rtca, whose product is annotated as RNA 3'-terminal phosphate cyclase. Lineage: Eukaryota; Metazoa; Chordata; Actinopteri; Scombriformes; Scombridae. The transcript has 6 exons. Bases 120 to 803 code for a protein of 227 amino acids. Gene Ontology annotation, biological process: RNA processing. Gene Ontology annotation, cellular component: nucleus. Gene Ontology annotation, molecular function: RNA-3'-phosphate cyclase activity. The record is from RefSeq and is a predicted model, not a curated record.